AUGAUUUGGAUAUAUGUAGUAGAGUUACUUGGUCUGAUAAAUGUAGUAUGGAGCUCCUUGGAGAUAGGGAUAGAAGAUAUAGAAAGAAGGAUUGGACGGAAGAUGAAUGAUGCAGAAAGAAAAGCAGGGAGAGAAGUAUUCGAAAAUUCUCCUAAGAUACUCAACUAUCGGAAAGUGAUAUUAUAUCCAUUUGCUAUUCAUGAUAAUUCAUUUUUAGUAUUCCCUACAACAAAAUACAGUGAGAUAGAAGAAGGAAAGAGAGAACAUGUAAAGAAAAUCAUUGAGGGAUUACCAAGAUUAACAUUGUGGUGUAUGGGGUUUUUGAACGUUCCCUUUUGUAGAGAAUCGACUAUGAUGUUAUCAGAUGAAGUCCUUCAAAAAAGUGGUCUAUAUAAGCACUUUGAUUCUCUUUCUAAAAAGUAUGAGGAGGACAAGAUGACAUUUGGAGAUCUAGCAAAAAAAAUACUCGAAGGGUGUAAGGGAACACUUGAGGAACUUGGAAAGCUUUUUGUGUCCAAAGCUUCAGAAGAGAUUAGGAAGUUAAAGGACCUACCUAAUCCUGAUUCAGAAGAAAAUAAGAAGAAAAAAGAAGAAUUCAAAGAGAUCAAGAAGCAUGGAGAACUUAUUUGUAACAAGAGGGAAGAGAAACAAAUAUUUGAAGUGCUGAAUAUGGCAUAUGAUAGGUGCUUGAGUCUCUGGGAAAGAGAAGAAUAUAGAGAAAAUUUUAUUAUGAAAAUGCGUCUGAAAAAGUUAUACGUUAAAGAAAUAAAAAUGGAAAUCAAAGAACCAUUAUCUGAUUAUGCAAAUAAUCAGAUUUCAUCAAUUGGUUAUCUGGAUCAUGAUCUUUUGAUAAAGAUCGAUAGAGAACAUGGAGGGGAAGCUGUAGGAGAGUUAAUGAAGGAAACAUUCUUAGAAUAUAAAAGUGAUUAUAAGAAUGAAAUAAAUAGGGCUGUUCUGGAGGUUGAAGAAAGAAAGAGGAGAGAAGAAAAAGAGAAAAGGAAGGAAAAAAGGAAAGAAAAAGAAGAGAAGGAGAGGAAAGAAAAGAAAGCUAACCAAAAUGCAG
This is a messenger RNA of Encephalitozoon intestinalis ATCC 50506, 1063 nucleotides long. RefSeq lists its product as uncharacterized. The record is from RefSeq and is a predicted model, not a curated record. The transcript has a single exon. Lineage: Eukaryota; Fungi; Microsporidia; Unikaryonidae. The annotation marks the transcript as partial.